Messenger RNA from Humulus lupulus (European hop), 1413 nucleotides. RefSeq lists its product as uncharacterized. Bases 1 to 1413 code for a protein of 470 amino acids. The transcript has 5 exons. Lineage: Eukaryota; Viridiplantae; Streptophyta; Magnoliopsida; Rosales; Cannabaceae. The record is from RefSeq and is a predicted model, not a curated record.
AUGAUUUGCCAAGACUUAGUCUGUCAUUAUGGGAGAAAAUCAUCAAAAGCCAGUUGUUUGAUUAAGCUAGAUUUACAAAAGGCUUAUGAUACUAUUGAAUGGAGCUUUAUAGAAGAAAUGUUUUAUGGUUUCCAUUUUCCUGAGCACUUUAUUCAGCUGGUCAUGACAUGUAUUAGAACACCACGGUUUUCACUCAUGCUUAAUAGGUCGCUGCAUGGCUAUUUUGAAGCCAAAAGAGGGUUGCGACAAGGGGACCCGAUGUCACCUCUUAUUUUUGUACUGGGAAUGGAGUACCUCACUAGAAUAAUGCAAAGAGUUGGCCAGAAAUCUGACUUUAUCUUUCAUAACAGGUGCAAAGAGCUGAAGUUAAAUCAUCUUAUUUUCGCAGAUGAUGUCUUACUGUUUUGCAAUGGUGAUUACAAGAGUAUCUAUUAUCUACUACAGGGCCUCACGCUAUUUUCGCAAACAUCAGGAUUGCAGCCUAAUGCUUCGAAGUUUGCAAUAUAUUGCAGUGGGAUGAAUACUAAUGAGGUCCAACGCAUUUUGGAAGCUUCGGGCUUUAGGAAAAGUGAUGUCCCGUUCAGCUAUUUAGGUGUCCCCAUCUAUGCUAAACGUAUAUCUGCUAAGGAAUGUAGCUUGCUGGUGGAUAAAAUGACUAAUAGGAUCAGGUCUUGGAGUACAAGGAAUAUCUCAUUUGCAGGUCGGGCAGUCUUGAUUAACUCUGUUCUCCUUGCAAUUCAUUCUUAUUGGAGCCAAAUUAUGUUGCUGCCCAAGAAGUUGAUUAAAGAAAUUAAGGCUAUCUGUAGAGCAUUCUUGUGGACUGGUCAACAAAUGAUGGCUGGAGCAGGGAAAAUUUCUUGGGACAGCAUAUCGGCUAAAGAAGAUAAUUUUUGGGUUAGAUGGGUGCACAGUGUGUACAUAAAAGAAGGAGAUUGGUGGGAUUACAUUUCCCCGGUACAUGGUAGCUGGUAUUGGAGGAAGGUUGUAGCAAUCAAAGACAAAGUGAAGUCUCUUGUGGACUUAGCUCUGUUUACUCAAGGAAGAUAUAAGAUUGCAGAGGGAUACAAGCUUCUAUGUCCUGUACAUGAUCGGGUCAAUUGGAGCAAGGAAGUUUGGGGGAGAUUGAAUACCCCAAAGCAUAGUUUCACGCUAUGGCUUGCUAUCCAAGACAGGUUGAAAACUAAAGCAAGGUUGUAUCGGUUUAAUGUUCUUCCUGAAGCUAGAUUGAGUGUCUCCAACAGAUUAAGAGCUGGGUUCGCUGGGGGAUAUCUUCGUGCCAGUUAUGGAGAGCCAGAAAUGAAAGACUUUGGCUAUCCUCCCUUGACAAUCCAAAAAGCAUUGUACAUAAGAUUAAAGCAGCUAAUCAAAGAAGUAUGCUUUCAGGCCCCUUUAGUGGGUGCUGUUUGUUUGUAA